UUUUUCCACGUCUUAUGCAAAUGCGCCUUUAGGCCAACGUGCCCAAGCCCAAUGACGAGACAACACGAGGCUGUCAGCUGAUUUUCGGGGCGGCUGUUAUCAUUGUUGUGUCUCGAAUCGAAAAUCUUUUAUGUCUCAUUCCAGUUCACGGUGUGUGCGAUCGCUCUGACGUGAGUCAGUUGCAUUCGCACGAUAUGCACUGAAACCGGACUGCACUGCCGAGAGGACACGCGUGUUGAAAAAUCGACCACACAGGACCGAUAUCCGGGAGAAAGGCAAAAACGAUGAGUUCGCAGGCCGACAUCAGAUCAGAAGCACCCAAAGCAGUCAAUAAUGAAGCUUCGACAAAAAGAGCAGUAAUAACUGUUGUACUAAUUUUGGUGGCCUCAUUGACUGCGUUAUUUUAUGUAUACAAAAGUUUUCCAGAAUUAAAAAAAGAUGAAAAGCAGUAUAUGAAACUACCGCUUCAUAUAGAAGAUGCCAAGAAUUUAGGAAAACUCUUAGAACGAUAUAAGGAUUUAUAUUACUUCCAAGUGCUGGCUGGUUUGUUUGUCACUUACAUCUUUCUGCAAACAUUUGCCAUUCCUGGCUCUAUUUUUCUCUCGAUUCUGUCGGGAUUUCUGUUUCGCUUUCCGAUCGCGUUACUACUCGUGUGCACAUGUAGCGCGAUCGGCGCUACCCUGUGUUACCUACUGUCCUCUUUGCUGGGCAGGCGGUUGUUGUAUCGAUACUGUCCGGAAAAGGCGAAAAAGUGGACCAUCACGGUGGCAAAGCAUCAUGAUAAUUUGCUGAACUACAUGCUGUUCCUGCGAAUGACGCCGUUACUGCCAAACUGGUUCAUCAAUGUGGCCAGUCCGGUAAUCGGUGUGCCGAUAAUGCCGUUCACUGUCGGCACCUUCUUCGGCGUCGCGCCGCCUUCCUUCGUCGCCAUACAGGCGGGUCAGACAUUGCACAAGCUCACGUCAUCAAGCGACGCGUGGUCGUGGAAUAGUAUAAUUAUAUUGUGCUUGUUCGCGUUAUUCUCCCUGCUACCCGUUUUGUACAAACAAAAGCUCAAGCAGAAGUUCGAAUAAACGGCUAGAGCGCUCCAUUGAACAUUCUCUCAAGGUGAUAUUCCGAUAUUAAACGAGGAAGGCUUUCUGAUCCGUGGAGCGAAAUACUCUAUUGAUAAUCUCUUAAGAAAUUAAAGAAAAUCAAAUGCUAAUAACAUUAAGAUCAGGGUCCGCUUUUUCGCACCAUGUAUGCAAUUAGACACGUUUGCAUGUAGCCACAAGGAUUGUGCGUACAGGAUAGCAAAUGACAAAUUCUCGCGAGCACAAUUUCCGUUUAAUUUAUUUAUUGUUAUUUUAUAAUUUAUUUCUACAAGUGUCUUAGAAAGUCGUUCAAACUAAAUAUAGGCAAAAGUAAAAAUCGAUUUAUUUUGUGAGUGUCACGAGUACACCUGUAUUUUAGACAAUAUUGUGUCAGAAAGUGAUCUCAGGAAAAUCUGUGUUGAUAGACUGCCAAAUUUUAUUUUUAUUUCAUGCAUUAUAUUGUAUCAAAAAAGAAUACUCCUUAAAAAUUUUAUAUGUGCCGAUGAAUAUUCUAAAUUAGAGCAAAUAAAAAAGGAAACUUACAGAUAAUCUUAAUAUAUCAAAUUUUAUUAAAUAUGGCUUCAUCAUUAUUGGCUACAUCGUCAUCAUUUUUUGGUAUAUGUAUCCACAAUCUUUCUUAUUGGUUAUAUUAACAAAACGAAGUUAAAUAACCAAUAGAAAAAUCAGUAGCGUUGUAUACUGGUAGACUCAUGGGUCUCCAAUACCACCAAUUGUACCAUACUUAAGAACGGAAAAAGAAAAUAAAAUGUACAAUGUAAAUAAAAUCUAAAUAAUAAAAAAGGACACGGA
Messenger RNA from Monomorium pharaonis (pharaoh ant), 1883 nucleotides. RefSeq names its product transmembrane protein 41 homolog (gene stas). The record is from RefSeq and is a predicted model, not a curated record. NCBI's taxonomy places the organism in Eukaryota, Metazoa, Arthropoda, Insecta, Hymenoptera, Formicidae. The transcript has 4 exons. Gene Ontology annotation, cellular component: endoplasmic reticulum membrane. The coding region runs from base 285 to 1073 and encodes 262 amino acids.